AGAGGGGGAAAGUGUCCGGACUGGAAGAGGGGGAAAGUGUCCGGACUGGAAGGGGGUGAAAGUGUCCGGACUGGAAGGGGGGGGGGAAAGUGUCCGGACUGGAAGGGGGGGAAAGUGUCCGGAACUGGAAGGGGGGGAAAGUGUCCGGACUGGAAGGGGGUGAAAGUGUCCGGACUGGAAGGGGGUGAAAGUGUCCGGACUGGAAGGGGGGGGGGAAAGUGUCCGGACUGGAAGGGGGUGAAAGCGUCCGGACUGGAAGGGGGUGAAAGCGUCCGGACUGGAAGGGGGUGAAAGUGUCCGGACUGGAAGGGGGUGAAAGUGUCCGGACUGGAAGGGGGUGAAAGCGUCCGCACUGGAAGGGGGUGAAAGCGUCCGCACUGGAAGGGGGUGAAAGCGUCCGCACU
Staurois parvus is the source of this 404-nucleotide messenger RNA. Lineage: Eukaryota; Metazoa; Chordata; Amphibia; Anura; Ranidae. The record is from the annotation of a GenBank genome assembly.